This is a messenger RNA of Colletotrichum tamarilloi, 243 nucleotides long. RefSeq lists its product as uncharacterized. The transcript is spliced from 2 exons. Lineage: Eukaryota; Fungi; Ascomycota; Sordariomycetes; Glomerellales; Glomerellaceae. The record is from RefSeq and is a predicted model, not a curated record. The coding region runs from base 1 to 243 and encodes 80 amino acids.
AUGGGUCCCAAAUCUAACAAGUCAAUCGUCCAUGGUGACGAUUCACCAUCGAGCCGUAAAUACACCGACGCUGAAGAAAUGUUGAGUCUUCAAAGAGAACGACUUUGUCUUUUCGCACACGACAAUCAAUGCCCCAACCCGAUGCUGCCUCAUAUUAUGGGUGCUCCAGGAGUUUCAAUCGAAGAGAAUCAUGAGCGCAAGCUUCAAAAGAUAAAGAAUGUCGUUUCAAAGGUUGAGAAAUGA